AAUUAAAUCACUUGCUGAAGAUGCGUUGUAUGCUUAUAGUAUUUGCCAUAGCUGCUGUAAGCCUUUCGUGUGCUGCUCCUGCGAAAUCGCAAAACGAGAUGUUAGCUCAUUUCUUUGACUAUGCUGACACCCUCCGUGGCAUUCAAAUCCAUAAUAUGAUGUCACUCACCAUCAAAUUCGUGCAACAAGUUGUGGACACAGUUCCGCUUGAACAACGUGGACCGGGAACGGCUGCCCUCCAGGCCUAUGCCAACAAGGGCAAGAGUCUCAAACAGCGAGGCACAACUGGCGAGAAAUAUAACUAUAUCUACGAACUGCAACAGGUAUUCGAGGGACUCAACAGCGAGCUGAGUCAAUCGGCACCUGAAUCCCAGGUGAUUGGAAUGAGCCUGCUGGGUUUACUGGGCGUUAGCACUGAAUUCGCCAAUGAGAAUGAGAAACUCCACAAUAAGUUUGUCGAAGGUGCCACCCAAAUGAAAGCCAUGUUGUCUCCGACCACAAUAGCUCGGGAAAGUGAGCUCCUCGAGGCGAUCGACAAAUACAUCGCUUCCACUGAUAUACAGCAGCACGAAGCUCUCUUUAUGAAAGUCAUGAGCUUCAAGGAUAGGUACUAAGCUUAAGUCAAUAAAACGAUUUACACAACAUGGAAUGAAAAUUAGAAGUGGAUUAAUAUGACAUUAUAUUGUUAUCACAAUUUGUUGUCAUGGUUGGCAACGAAAGAGAGAUUAUUUUUAUUUAAAAUAUUAUCUGCAUAAUUCAUAUAAGAGAU
Molecule: messenger RNA, 769 nt
Organism: Drosophila melanogaster (fruit fly)
Lineage: Eukaryota; Metazoa; Arthropoda; Insecta; Diptera; Drosophilidae
Exons: 2
Coding region: 156-614 (152 amino acids)
Source: RefSeq, marked reviewed